Molecule: messenger RNA, 6299 nt
Organism: Myxocyprinus asiaticus (Chinese sucker)
Lineage: Eukaryota; Metazoa; Chordata; Actinopteri; Cypriniformes; Catostomidae
Product: neuroendocrine convertase 1-like
Exons: 14
Coding region: 210-2501 (763 amino acids)
Biological process (GO): protein processing
Cellular component (GO): Golgi membrane; trans-Golgi network
Molecular function (GO): serine-type endopeptidase activity
Source: RefSeq, a predicted model, not a curated record
UGCGCGUUCAAUUACUCGCACACACUGCAUCAGAAUUAAGUCUCGGAAUAUAGCUUUUACCAAGACAUCUGGAGCCAAACUGAUCCUUUUGGUGUUUAUAUAUUCAGAAUUUAUUUAUUCAUUUAACCCUAUUUAAUUUUUAUAUUCACGCGCUUCUCUUGAUCAUCCAGAUCGCGAACACAUUUUUAAGUGGUUGUAAUUGAUUUGAAAUGGAAGAAAAAUGUCGUCCAAUGUUGCUGUGCAGUGUCCUCGCUCUUCUGUGCGCGCUGGUGUCCUCCGCCCUGGACAGACAGUAUCUGAACGAAUGGGCGGUGGAGAUUCCAGGAGGAGCCGUUGCUGCCCGAGCCAUCGCCGACGACCUGGGCUACGAAUUAGUCCGACAGAUUGGGACACUGGAAAACCAUUAUUUAUUCAAGCGAUACAAUCACCCAAGCAGGACCAAAAGAAGUGCAAAUCAUAUCACCAAACGUCUGUCGGAGGAUGAUAGGGUGUCUUGGGCCGAACAGCAGUAUGAGAAACGAAGGGCCAAGCGUGCUCCUUUGGGGCCAGAAUGUAAGGACUGCUCUGUGGACAAACUCUUCGAUGAUCCUAUGUGGAACCAGCAGUGGUACCUGCAAGACACUCGGACGUCUCGAUCCCUCCCCAAACUGGACCUGCACGUGAUCCCGGUAUGGAAGAAGGGCAUCACAGGCAAAGGCGUGGUCAUAACCGUGCUAGAUGACGGCCUGGAGUGGAACCACACCGACAUUUACCCCAACUACGAUCCUGCCGCUAGCUAUGACUUUAAUGACAAUGAUCCAGACCCCUUCCCCAGAUACGACUCCACCAAUGAGAACAAGCAUGGCACCAGAUGUGCUGGCGAGAUUGCAAUGCAAGCAGACAACAACAAAUGUGGCGUCGGGGUGGCCUACAACUCAAAAGUGGGAGGAAUACGAAUGUUGGAUGGCAUUGUGACAGAUGCCAUUGAAGCCAGUUCUAUCGGCUUUAACCCGGACCAUGUGGACAUCUACAGCGCCAGCUGGGGCCCUAAUGAUGACGGGAAGACCGUAGAGGGGCCCGGCCGUCUGGCCCAGAAAGCUUUUGAAUACGGUAUCCAGAAGGGACGUGGUGGGAAGGGCUCCAUUUUUGUGUGGGCGUCAGGUAACGGUGGGCGUCAGGGCGAUAACUGCGAUUGUGACGGAUACACAGACAGUAUCUACACCAUCUCCAUCAGCAGCGCCUCCCAGCAGGGUCUCUCUCCAUGGUACGCUGAGAAAUGCUCCUCUACGCUGGCCACAGCCUACAGUAGUGGAGACUACACUGACCAAAGAAUAACUAGUGCCGAUUUGCACAAUGAAUGCACAGAGACACACACUGGAACGUCUGCAUCAGCCCCAUUGGCUGCUGGGAUAUUUGCGCUGGCUUUAGAGCAAAACCCUGAUCUGACCUGGCGAGACCUUCAGCACUUGGUGGUUUGGACGUCUGAGUUCGACCCCUUAGCCAGUAACCCAGGCUGGAAAAGGAAUGGAGCUGGAUUAAUGGUCAACAGUCGUUUCGGCUUUGGCCUGCUGAACGCCAAAGCCCUGGUGGACCUGGCCGAUCCCAAAGUCUGGAAGCAUGUUCCGGAGAAGAAACAAUGCGUCGUUAGAGAUGAGAGCUUUCAACCAAGACCAUUAAAAGCUGCAGGUGAGAUUUCCAUUGAGAUCCCCACUAAGGCAUGUGCAGGACAGGCCAAUUUCAUCGCAUCUUUGGAGCACGUGCAGGUGGAGGUGAGCAUCGAGUACACACGGAGAGGUGACCUCCACAUCACCCUAACAUCUCCAUCAGGUACCACCACAGUCCUUUUGGCAGAGAGAGAGAGGGACACAUCAUCCAACGGUUUCCGGAACUGGGCCUUUAUGUCCGUGCACACCUGGGGAGAGAACCCCACUGGCACAUGGACCCUGAAGAUUACAGAUACGUCAGGACGAAUGGAGAACGAGGGUCAGAUUAUCAGCUGGAAGUUGAUUUUGCACGGCACGUCUGAGAAGCCGGAGCACAUGAAGAAGGCUAAGGUGUACACACCGUACAAUGCCGUGCAAAACGAUCGCAGAGGGGUGGAGCCCGUGGAAGAUAUGAUCAAGGAAGCUCCCACCUCAUCUCACAAACCUGAAAAUUCAAGUCUAGUAGCCCUAGACUCGCUCCCUUCCACUGUUUCUGCCAGUGUUCCAGAGGGAAAUCAGGCGACUGGCCCCUCCACCACCAAUCUGGCCCUGCUGCGCCUCCUCCAGUCUGCCUUCAACAGGCAGACCCCUGCAAUUCCUGCCCACAUACUGGCUGCACCUCCCAAGGUCUUGCAACGUGAAAGGAUCCCUCCUCAGAAGCUGUACCAGGCCCUUGACCAGCUAAAUAAAUACAGGGGCUCCGAGAAUGGCCUGUUCAGUGACUACAGCGACAGCUUCUACAGAGCACAGCCAUACAGGCACAGAGAUGACCGGCUGCUGCAGGCACUGUUUGAUAUGCUCGGAGACGACCAGCAGUGAGAUGGGAGGAGGGAGAACAGAAAGAGGGAACAGUUCACCCCAAAAUAAAUAUUGUCAUCAUUUCCUCAACCUUAUGUUGUUCCAAAUCUGCAUGACUUUCUUUCCCUCAUGGAUCACAAAAGCAGAGGUUAGACAGAAUGUUAUUCUCAGUUACCAUUUACAGUACUUUCAUUGUAUCUUUUUUUUCCCAUACAAUGAAAGUAUGAGGUAAUUAAGGUUGUCAGUCCUUAACAUUCUGUCGAACAUCAUACAGAUCUGAACAACAUGGGUGAGUUAAUGAUGAUGGAAUUUUUUUAUUUUUAAGUGAACUAACCCUUUAAGAGGAAGACAAAGAAACUUAAGGGAGUUGAGGGGGAUGAAGUGAUAGGGCACAGGGAGGAGUGUGUUAUCUUCCAGACAAGCUUGUUCUUAUCUGCACAUGUAGUUAUCAACUAUAAGCAUUCUAAGGCCUGUAUCUGUCAGUGUUUGUAUAUAUCUGUGGUGAACAGCCAGCUUAAUUUAUUCUUUAGUUUUGAACUAGAUUACUAAAAUUAAAAAAAAACUCCAGAUCCACAGGUACGCCAGCCUGUAUCAGUUGGUGUCACAUGACUAAUCAAAGGACCAGUCAUGGCCUUCUCUUACCCUUAGCCAUCUUGUUGAGUUUUCUCAUGAUGCCUUCACUGCCACCAACUUUUGCAUGCUUUUAAAACGUUUACAUUAAGAUAUUAAGAUCUCCAUCUCCCUUUGCUUUGUCACUUGGAAUCAAUCCAUAAAAUGCUAAUUGACAGGAAAGAUCUACCAGCCAACAGAGAUCAGUGCAAAGAAACUUUUGUCAUUAUGCUCUAAUUGAGCCUUAAGUUAUUUUAUUACAUAAAUAAUAUAACAUAUAUAAUUAUUAUUAUUAUGUGCUCCUAUUAUUAUUAUUAUUCUAAAACAGGGAUCCUAGCCAAGUUUAUGACACCCCAAGUGGUUAAUAAUGGAACUACAGGAGUCUGUGAGAUCGUGAUAGAAAUACCAACACCAUGUUUUUUGCACUUGGAAUUGGUAUUUCUCAGUGCACAAAAUUGCUUCUGAAUGUGGUUAGAAACAAGAUCAUUUAAAUUAGUAGACCAGAGACCAGAAACAUCAUGAGCUAGCUUUAAUGUAACAGUCAGUUUAAGUUUUUUUUUAAUAUGUCAUAAACAAAAUGUAAUGGCAAAAAGAUUUAAAGGUAUGAUAUUUUGAAAGUAAAAUCAUUUUAUUUCAUACGAACGGGAAAAUAAAGUGGCUGGAGUAGCUCUGCAGAGUGCCAGCAAUAGAACGGGGCAUUCACCGUCGGCACUACGUGACUCAAAGCGCCACAACAGACGCUUCUAGCUUCAUUGAUGAUGGGAUCUACUUGCUUUUGACAAGGCUCUUGCGUCUGGUAUAGACAGGGUGUCAUAUGUUUUAGUAUGAAAAUGCACUGAUUUCGCUACGUUUGCACCUCUCAUCCACACUAGAGCGCUCUCCAUAGACCUUAUUCACACUACCGCCAUCUUUGAUUUUUAAUGGGAAUGGUAACGAGGCUGUAAGGGAUAGACUUUAUAAUUAUAAUUGUAUUUAUUUAUCAUACAUAUACAGUGAAAUUCUUUUUUUUCCACAUAUCCCAGCUAAGCUGGGGUCAGAGUGCAGGGUCAGCCAUGAUAUGGCACCCCUGGAGCAGAUAGGGUCAAGGGCCUUGCUCAAGGGCCCAACAGUGGCAUCUUGGCAGUGCUGGGGCUUGAACCCCCAACCUUCUGAUCAGUAACCCAGAGCCUUAACUGCUGAGCCAGCGCUUACCAUCUUCUCUUCAAUGGCAUGAAUAGUAUAAACCAUAAAGCUCCUAGAUCACAUCUGAUUUUCCACAACUCAUGUUGUCUGGAGUUCUUUGUAUACUGAAUGUUCUUGGACAGAUAUUUUAUCGCGGAAUGAUCAAAAAACACUUUAAACUGCAGUACAGCCCAUUGAAGAGACUGUAAGUCUAUCCCUCACAGCCUUGUUGUCAUUCCCAUUAAAAAUCAAAGAUGGCGCAAACGUGAAUAAGUUCCAAUACUUUGGAAAACCAUGACGCAGAGAGACUGAAAACAGAGUUCUCAAAAAAAAAAACGGAUUAGUGUGGAUGUGUGGAUUAGUUUGAAAACUGCAUUUUCAGUUUUUGUAUGUCGUUGUUUUCUAAAGUAUAUGGAAUUGAAAAGCAUUUUCAAAACACUUAGUUUUCAAGGGAUGAAAACACUGUUCUAGUGUGGAUGGCCACGUUCACACUAAUACGUUUUAUUUGAAAGCGCAUUAAUUUUGCUACGUUUACGCUUCUUUUACACACUAUGCCGUUUUCCUCCACUGAAAAUGAAGCGUUUCGAAAGCGCUCUCCGUUACCUCAUACUAUGGGAAAAAAUUACGUUAGGAAACUAAAAACAGAGUUUUCAAAUGAAAACAGAUUAGUGUGAACUUGGCCUUAGUUCACACAAAAGAAUAAUUAAAUUAAAUUAAAAAAUAUAAUUUAUUAAACAGAAUUAUCUAAAUAUAACACUGUGAUAUCAUCUACAAACUUAGUUAUUAAAUAAAUAAAUAAAUAACAAUUAAAAAAAAUAGUAUACUAAAAAUCUCAGGGGGGGGACUUGAUGUAAACAAUUCAGGUCAUAGAGGUUUAGGAAUCCCCUAAUAGGACAGAAGUUAAACUUGGUUAUAAUGUGCAUGUAGAUCACACUCAGGAUCAAAGCAUUAAGAUACUUAAGAGUAUUGCCAUUCUCAAAACUCUAGAAUACCAAGGAUAUAUACCUGUGGGGCAUCUUGUGGUCCUAAUUUCUCUGCCCUUUUUUGCACAACUUUCCACCAUGAACCUCUCUCUUGCUCUCCUUAGAAAUAUGCGCUUUAGAAAUCAUCUCUAGAUAUUUCAAUUAUGAUUUUCAAACGCAUAAAUAGUGUUUUCGAAAACAUAUAAAAAGAGAAUCUUACAUCCCAAACGAGUCUGUAUCAACUGAUUUUAUAUAUUCAAAGAUUCAUAAAACAAAGAUAAAGGUUUAUUUUUCUAAGAGUUCAUAGUAGUUUAUGAGAGUAAACAGACAAUGUCUAUACAGAAGCCUAUUAUAUUAUAUCACCAUUAACCUCACUGAACUUAAGUCACAAUUCCUGCCUGUCUCUUUAUGAGUAUGUGUUGUUGUACAUUUAACCUGCAAUGUUUCUGGACCAAUUUCCAAUAAACUCUAUCCAGCUCUUGUGAUGUUGCUCUGAAAGGGAUUGUUUGUGAUUUGCAUUUGUUAAACAGGCUUGAAUGUUCUUGCUCUGUUCUAUAUUUAAUCUAUAUUAGUGCACAUGCAAAGCAACUGCAAAAUUUUGAGUCAUAUGUUUGACUUUUUCAGUUUAAGUCCAAAACUUAACUCGAAAGCCAUUGCUCUCUUUAUUUUCUUAAAUAUAUAUAGUCAAUAAUUGCUGGAAGUGCGAUGUUUUUGGUGGUACAGCCAAACCAAUGCCUUCUAAAUAUUCCUUACUUGUAUGGUGUUUCGGCACAUAUUUUUACAAAAUUAUUUGGGUUUUUUUUUUUUUUUAGCUUCAGAGAGAAAUCCUAGUGUUCAUUAAUUAUACAUUGUAUAUUUAAAUGGCUAGGUUUUUCUGAUUGGCUCUGUGACUGCAGUCCCCCUCCACUGCCAGCCAAUAGAAUGUGUUAAGGUUACAGAAAGACUUCAAAAAGUGACCAUUUUCAUAUACCCUUAUUUUUCAAUGUGGUCAGUGUUUCUACCGAUUGAUGCUUCUGUCCAAAGUUGAUAUAGUUUAAUGUACCAAUAUUACAUAUGACUUUUAUCGUAAUAAACUGAACAGUAACAU